Rotaria sp. Silwood1 is the source of this 282-nucleotide messenger RNA. The record is from the annotation of a GenBank genome assembly. Lineage: Eukaryota; Metazoa; Rotifera; Eurotatoria; Philodinida; Philodinidae.
AUGGCACAAAAUAAACGAGCUGAAGCACGAAGAAGACGCCCUAUUCAUAUUGAAUGUCCCAUAUGUACUGAUGAAGAAACUACAUCAUCAACAUACCCAUUGACUUAUACUUUACCAGAUGUAGGAGAAGAAACAACAUUCGAUUAUCAAGGAACGCCAAUAAAUAUCUCAGUUCAAUCAUUAAUAGAAACUAAACGACUUGGAUUUGGAAGUUUCGGAUUUGUUAGAUUGGUUGAAGUUAAAGACCAUCCAGAUAUAAAAAUGGCUGUAAAAGUGAGUUAG